UCCGCCGUCAAAGCGGCAACAAUGAAAUACUGUACUUCCACAGUGUUCCUUCUAAAUCUAGACAUGGUCGGCCGUUGUUGUCGUCAGUAGCUAAGUGACUACAUGUAAAAGGAGGCGUGUCAUCCCAAAUUCGGAUAAAAAAUGUCAGUGGUGACCGUCCAGUUGGGUCAGUGCGGCAACCAGGUGGGUCUGGAGUUAUUUGACACCCUCUACAAUGACGCUCAGGCAGGCCAAAGGAAAACAUACGCUACUGCCAGCUGUGGACGCUUCUUCCACCAAACUGAACAUGGAGAACAUGUUGCCAGGGCAGUGCUGAUUGACAUGGAGCCAAAAGUCAUCAAGCAGAAUUUCAGCAAGACAGCCAAAUCUGGCAAGUGGAAGUAUGACAAUGCAUCAGGCUUCAACCAGAGGCAGGGGACUGGGAACAAUUGGGCGAACGGGUUUUGUAUCCAGGGCCCUCGUCACAGAGAAGCGGUGGAAGACAUCUUGCGGCGGGAGGUGGAACGCUGCGACCGACUGCAUGGCUUCUUAGCUUUGAUGAGUGUGGCGGGUGGGACGGGCUCUGGUGUGGGCACCCAUGUCACUCAGUGUCUGCGGGACGUCUACCCCAAAUCCUUCAUUGUCAACCACCUAAUCUGGCCAUACAGGACUGGUGAGGUGAUUGUGCAGAACUACAACUCGGUACUGACACUGGGUCACCUCUACCAACUGUCGGAUGGCCUCCUGGUGCACGAGAAUGACACGGCGCACAGGAUUUGCAGUCAGCUGCUCCAUAUCAAAGACAUCUCCAUUGCUGAUAUCAACAAGGUGAUCGCUCAUCAGCUGGGAACCGUCCUUCAGCCUGCGCUCACCGCUGACUCCAACGGAGUCUACAGCACGAAUCCUCUGGGUGAAUUUGUGAGCGCCCUUGCAUGCCACCCUGAGUACAAGCUGCUCAGCAUGAGCACCAUACCUCAAAUGACAAGUUCCUCCAUUGCAUUCACCGAUUUCCGAUGGCCAGCACUGAUCAAACACUUGCGCCAGAUGCUCAUCUCCAACUCCAAGAUGGAGGAAGGUAUAGACUGGCAGCUGCGUCCAUUGGCUGUCUCCGAGAGGACGAGGAGUCUGACUGGAUCCAACGUCAACACUUCCUUGGCCAAUCUGCUCAUACUGAGAGGCAAAGACGUGUUCAGUGCAGAGACAGGUAUCUUCGACGAUGCAGCCCUUUACAGCUCAUGGCUCUCACCUAAAGAUGCUUUCAAAAUUUGGAAAUGCCCUGUCUCGUUUAAUAAGUAUGAAAAAACGGCGACGUUGGUCAGCAACAGUCAAGCUUUGAUCGAACCAUUGGACAACAUGGUGAGAAAAGCUUGGAGUAUGUUUGCUGCAAGGGCCUACAUCCAUCAGUAUACAAAGUUUGGGAUUUCCGAAGAGGAUUUCCUUGAAAGCUUUACUUUUACAGAGCAAAUAAUUUCCAGCUACAGUCAACUGGGCUGUAAUGUAUAAAACAGAAUGGCAGACUGUCUUUUACCUUGAGGACUCCAGAAACACACAAUACAUGCAAUGCUGCAAACAUUGUACAUGACUAAUUCCAUGACUAAUAAAUGUAUUUUUGUUGCUCAAA
This is a messenger RNA of Hippocampus comes (tiger tail seahorse), 1600 nucleotides long. RefSeq names its product tubulin, delta 1 (gene tubd1). Gene Ontology annotation, cellular component: microtubule. The transcript has 8 exons. The record is from RefSeq and is a predicted model, not a curated record. NCBI's taxonomy places the organism in Eukaryota, Metazoa, Chordata, Actinopteri, Syngnathiformes, Syngnathidae. Gene Ontology annotation, biological process: microtubule-based process. Bases 142 to 1482 code for a protein of 446 amino acids. Gene Ontology annotation, molecular function: structural constituent of cytoskeleton; GTP binding.